Messenger RNA from Ylistrum balloti, 1131 nucleotides. RefSeq lists its product as uncharacterized. The transcript has a single exon. Bases 1 to 1131 code for a protein of 376 amino acids. The record is from RefSeq and is a predicted model, not a curated record. Lineage: Eukaryota; Metazoa; Mollusca; Bivalvia; Pectinida; Pectinidae.
AUGGGCAUCCGUUCAGAAAGACUCUGUAUGACUUUGUUGUCCAUAUAUACGGUGAUUACUGUGAAUGGACACAACUGUCCUGGCAAAACGAUCAUACAAGUAGUGCAACAUGAACAGCAGUUGUCACAGACAUUUCUAAGUAUCGAUAUCAUAGGAUUACAGCAAUGUUCACGCGCGUGUUUGUUGCGAACAAAAUGCCAAGUUAUCGCUUUUGAUUUUCCUACAGCAAAUUGUGAGCUUGGUGAAAACGUUGCUUACAUUACUGUGUCUUCUAGUAACACAACUGGUACUAUUUUGAGAUCGGCGUUAGUACAGUUUGAACCAUUUCUUUUAGAAUCUUGUGUUGGACAUUCUUGUGACGUUGACUCUAAGUGUGUAGAAUUAUCUAGUGGUCAGUUUACGUGUGUGUCCACUCUUGCAUACAUCGCACCAACAACGACAACGUCGACAACAGCGACAGCAUCGACAACAACGACAACAUCGACAACAACGACAGCGACGACAACGACGACAACAACGAUGACAACGACGCCUUCAACAACGACGACUUUGCCCACGACGACGACUGAAGCUGCCGAAAUUUUGUGCCCCCUUCCUCCUACAGUUUUAAACGCAGAAACACCAACAACUGCGGAGAGUUCAGUGGGGGCAUCUCAUUCAUAUACAUGCCUCACAGGUCAUCUGCUGAAUGGAAACCCACAGGUCACUUGUCAGCAGAAUGGCCAGUGGUCAUCACCAGAGUUUACCUGUAUUCCAUGUGAUACGAAUGAUUUCGUGUACGAUUCAAGUCUUCAAUUUUGCUACAAACUGCAAAUAACUACAAGAUACAAACACACGGAUGCUAUAUCAUAUUGCGCUGGCUUUGGUGGCCGUUUGGCUAAAGUGGACACGCCAGAGAAACUGGCCUUGUUAUCCCCAUCCAUUGCAACUAGGGCUUUUGUAGAUGGAUCGGACAGUAGUAUAGAGAAUACGUGGAUUUAUUCAGAUGGUUCGAGUGUAAAUAUGAACCUCUUUAGUGCUGGAAUGCCGACUACAGAUACAGGAUUGAAUUGUCUGGUGAUACAAUCAGGAUAUAUUCUUGAACAGGAAUGUGACGUUAAUAGGUAUGUUGUGUGUGAUAAACAACUGUAA